Halteromyces radiatus is the source of this 1335-nucleotide messenger RNA. RefSeq lists its product as uncharacterized. Lineage: Eukaryota; Fungi; Mucoromycota; Mucoromycetes; Mucorales; Cunninghamellaceae. The coding region runs from base 208 to 1191 and encodes 327 amino acids. The record is from RefSeq and is a predicted model, not a curated record. The transcript is spliced from 2 exons.
GUCUACAGAGACCAGCACGAAGAAUAGUAUACCUGAUAUUAAUUCUGGUGAUAUUGGUAUUAUACUUGAUCGAAGAAGCAUUUCCCAAGGAAUGAAGUUAGUAUCCAUCGCUGCUGAUGAAUAUGAUGAAGGAAACGAAACUGUUGCUUUGGAUAUUUACCUCACUGGACUUGAUAAAAUCCUCAUGGCAUUACCAAGUAAGGAAGAAUGACACAAAGCUUUUUUUUUUUUUUUAAGAAAAAAAAAAUGGAGAGCACGUUUAUUGAUUUCACACUCCGUGUCCUACCUUGUAUAGAUAAAACUGAUUCCAAGACCAAAAUGGCACUCCGUGAAAAGUUAUUAAGUGUGGAAGAAAGAGUUGGGAUAUUGAAUCUCGCAAACCGCCGCACUUCAUCAGCAAAUAGUAACCAGGAUAACGGCACCAAUACAUCGUAUAACGAAAAAGAACAAGAACAACAACGACGACAAGAAAAUCUUGCUAGUUCGUUAGUGGAUACCUUGAUUAUUAGUAAAAUCACACAAAGUCUGCAAUCCGUUAAGCAGGCAGCUAUGAGUCGUGCAUCACUCAAGCAAGACAAUGUCCAAACAGAUGAUUAUACCCAGCAACAACAUAAUCCAUAUCAUUCCCACCAAAUACCUUCUACUGAUAUCCAUUUAGAUGCUAGAACUCCUCUUUAUCAACAUCCAUAUCCAGUAAACGUUGUGGAAAAAUUUAAACAAUUUGGUCAAGUGCUUAUCCAAGCUAGCGUGACUUUGGCCAUCUUGAUCAAGCAAUCACCUAUUCCAGCAUUACUUAGUUUUUGUUUUACGUACUUUAUGCAGCUCCUUUUGUGGGUGGAUGCUUAUUAUGGGGUACGACAACGUGCACAAGAUCUGAGUGUGACAGGUAUCAAACUAUUGUUACAAGCCGAUGAACAAUACAAGUUACAUGAACUACUAUCCGAGUUCCUCUUUAUGAUGGUAGCUGCUACUUUGAAAGCAGUAGUGGCAUAUAAGGAAACUCCUCGGUAUGGUUCUUUCAAUAUGCCGUCAACAUCUAAUGAACAACAAUUUCAAACUUUGUCUGAACCUAAACUAAAGGAAAUCAACAAUAAUACGGAUGACUCAAAUAAUCAUUUACCAUCCACUCCAUGUGCUUCCUCAUCAUCCUAUGCUACCCUUUCUUCUUGGGUCUGGUCUCCAAGACGUUGAACACAACAAUAUGUUUAGAAUAUACCUUCAAUUCCUUUUUCCUUUUAUCUUUUCCUCGUUUCUUUCUUAUUUUUUCUGCUUUUUGGACUUUAAUGCAUUUUUUGUCUUUUGUAAAAUAAAACAGAGAAUAUAAAACUUUUUUUA